GAGACCCCGUUCCUCCCUUAGGCACUCUUGCUCACAGUCCACGAUGGCUUGGUCCUCGGUGUUUCUUGGUGUUGUCUUGCUGUCUGCCUUCCCAGGUCCUAGUGCCGGGGGCUACCCGAUGCCCAAGCUGGCUGACUGGAAGCUGUGUGCUGACGAGGAAUGCAGCCACCCCAUCUCCAUGGCCGUGGCCCUUCAGGACUACGUGGCCCCCGACUGCCGUUUCCUGACCAUACGCCAGGGCCAAGUCGUGUAUGUCUUCUCCAAGCUGAAGGGCCGAGGGCGGCUCUUCUGGGGAGGCAGCGUUCAGGGAGAUUACUAUGGAGACGUAGCUGCUCGCCUGGGCUAUUUCCCCAGUAGCAUUGUUCGCGAAGACCAGACCCUGAAGCCUGGCAAAACUGAUGUGAAGACAGAUAAAUGGGAUUUCUACUGCCACUGAGCUCAGUCUACCGCUGUCUCGGCU
Mesoplodon densirostris (Blainville's beaked whale) is the source of this 460-nucleotide messenger RNA. It is a transcript of the gene MIA, whose product is annotated as MIA SH3 domain containing. The record is from RefSeq and is a predicted model, not a curated record. The coding region runs from base 44 to 436 and encodes 130 amino acids. Lineage: Eukaryota; Metazoa; Chordata; Mammalia; Artiodactyla; Ziphiidae. The transcript has 4 exons. Gene Ontology annotation, biological process: extracellular matrix organization. Gene Ontology annotation, molecular function: protein binding.